Messenger RNA from Physcomitrium patens, 2723 nucleotides. RefSeq lists its product as uncharacterized. Lineage: Eukaryota; Viridiplantae; Streptophyta; Bryopsida; Funariales; Funariaceae. Gene Ontology annotation, molecular function: asparagine synthase (glutamine-hydrolyzing) activity. The record is from RefSeq and is a predicted model, not a curated record.
AUCUUCGAUCGCUUUGCACCCGAAUUGGGGCUUAGGGUUUUAGCAAAUUGUCGGCACCUGAGGGUCAGCAAUGAACGGUGCUGUGCGUCGAUCGAUUUCGAAAUGUUGAUCAAUUUUGAUUUCUUGCUUUGUAGCGAAUUUUGAGAGGGGAUUUAUGCGUGUCGCAGAGCGAGUGAGAUUUCUGCUUCAAUUCUAUGCACCGAGGUCGGAAUUGAGGUGGAGUUUGAGUCGGGGAUUGAUGGGGGAGGAUUGCCGUGGGCAACGGCGGAAAAUCUGGCAGGGAACCAGCCGCUGGUGUUGUCACUGCACAGUCAGUGUCUUUGCGUCCUGAGCUCAAGGAAAUUGGCGCUGGGAUUGGGUGCUCAAAUGACCUACAAAACUGAUUUGUGGGAGGUUUUGACGUGAGAGCCGAAGAACGGUCAUUGCACUCAACGUUGGCGAGUUAACUAACACUGCCGAGUGUGCGUUGUCGCUGUGACUUAAGGGCCAGAUCCUUUGUGGGAGCUGGAACAAGUGAUAAGUCGUAGUUUACUUAAACAUCCUUUCUAGUGAUCCUUCGUUGGUCAACAUGUGUGGCAUUGCAUUGAAUCUCUCUGGGGUUCACAUUGAGGGUCACCUAGGUGCUGACGGUGGAAGUCCUGUAGAGCAAAAGGAUUCACAAUUCGAGGGACCUAGCCUUGCGGAUAUUUGUGAGGGACUGAAGCGCAGGGGUCCAGAUAUUAUCAACAUUGAAACGCUUAAUUUGACAGCCGUUCAAAGCUCCACUGACCUGCAAAGUGUAGCUAAUGUAGAGAACUCAGUACAUGUGCGUGCUCAGGUUCAGUCAGUAGCAGAUCUGGUGGUUCAAGAAAAGAGGGAUGAACCAACUAGCACUAAGAUACAGUUUGUCGGUGCCUUGCUAUCGUUACGGGGUGAUUCCCCAGUCUCGCAGCCACUUAGAGAUACUGCAGGCAAUAUACUUAUUUACAAUGGAGAGAUUUUUGGAGGCCUUCGGGUGCAGCCGGGUGAAAACGACACACUGGUUUUGAUGACAGCUUUGGCCACGUGCUGUGCUUGUGAUUGCCAUGCGUCACUCAGUAACAUCCCGUGUGCAUGCAGCACACGGGACACAACGGGUGUACACAAGACAGUACCGAAAAUCCUUUCAGCAUUGCGAGGGCCAUGGGCUCUUGUUUAUUGGCAGGCCAAACAUCAACUACUCUGGUUCGGAAGAGAUGUACUUGGACGGCGAAGUCUCCUUUUGCAUAGACCAUCAUUGUCGGACCCUCGCUUACUAUUGGCGUCAGUUGCCCCUGCUGGAAGUACCGCUCUAACAGGCAGGAACGAAGAUGUGCAUGCGUUCCAAUAUUGGGAGGAAUUGCAGUGUGGUAUCCAUAGCCUCACAUUGAAGUCCGAAAACCCCGUAGGCACGUCAAGUUCUUUCAAAGGACUAACUCGACAGCAUGUGUGGGAAGACCCACUUUUGUUGAAGUUGGUUUUGUGGGAUCGACAAUAUGCGGAUCCUAGCAACCUCACCGAAGCCCUCUUACUUACGGCUCCUCAACAAGGGAAAGAGACCACUGCUGAUUCUGUUCUGAAAGCAUUACGACAUUCUAUGGAAAGGCGAACCAGUAACAUAAGGAGGCCUCAGCAGGAGUUAGUUAGAAGUAGCUCUGAAGAUCUCUGUUUGGGAGAGGAUAAUGCAUACACUCCUGUUGCUGUCCUGUUUUCUGGCGGCUUGGACUCUAUGAUAUUAGCAGCAUUGUUGGAUGAGUGUCUACAACCUGAUUAUGGGAUUGACCUGCUGAAUGUCAGUUUUGAGACCUCUACUGCACCUGAUCGAAUAUCAGCUAUUGCAGGCCUUGCAGAGCUUAGGCGACUCUCACCUUCCAGAAGGUGGAGAUUGGUGAAGGUUGAUGCCGAUCUUACAUCUAUGGAUUCAUACCGCUCUCAUUUACAGUCCCUAAUAUGUCCUUCCAAUACAUUUAUGGAUCUCAACAUUGGAACGGCUUUGUGGCUUGCUGCAAGAGGAGAAGGGUAUCUGCACGAUACCCAGGAGCGACUCGAGCCAAUUAGGCUAGAGGAUGAAGAUAGUAGGACCAAGUACAGGUCUAGUGCACGUGUGCUGUUAGUUGGAGCUGGAGCUGAUGAGCAGUGCGGAGGCUAUGGACGGCACCGCACAAAAUACAGACUUGGCGGAUGGGCAGCAUUGCAAGCAGAGAUGAGGAUUGACAUGCAGCGCAUCUGGAAGCGAAAUCUGGGGAGAGAUGACCGUUGCAUGGCCGAUUUGGGUAAAGAGGCAAGGUUCCCGUUUCUUGAUGAAGAAGUAGUGGACACUCUUCUCGAUAAGCCUCUGUGGGAAAUUGUAGAUCUACGGCUACCAAUUGGAAAUGGCGACAAAAGAGUUCUUCGUGAGGUGGCCAUGAGCUUGGGAUUGCCAGGUGCUGCGACUUUGCCAAAGCGUGCAAUUCAGUUUGGGAGCCGCAUAGCACGGGAAUCGAACAAAAGGGAGUUUGGGAGCAACCGUGCCGCUAAUCAAGCAUCUGCAGGCAGUGCUUUGCUGUCGGGUAUUGUUCGCUUAGCAUAGGUAGUGAGAGCAGUGACUUUGAUGUGGAGACAGGCCAGAUUUAAUAGUCUGGCUGUAGAUUAUUUUGUUAUUCAGCCGUAAUGUGCUUACAUUUCUUUUACAAUUUUUUUUGUGGCAAAGAAAUGACAAUAAACAAAUCAGAGUAUUGGAGUUGUAC